Saxophila tyrrhenica is the source of this 813-nucleotide messenger RNA. RefSeq lists its product as uncharacterized. Gene Ontology annotation, cellular component: endopeptidase Clp complex. Lineage: Eukaryota; Fungi; Ascomycota; Dothideomycetes; Mycosphaerellales; Extremaceae. Gene Ontology annotation, molecular function: serine-type endopeptidase activity; ATP-dependent peptidase activity; ATPase binding. The record is from RefSeq and is a predicted model, not a curated record. The transcript is spliced from 2 exons. Gene Ontology annotation, biological process: protein quality control for misfolded or incompletely synthesized proteins. Bases 1 to 813 code for a protein of 270 amino acids.
AUGAUCUACAUCACCGAACUAGGAAGUGACAAUUACAUUGUCGUGCUCGACCAACUCUCCACCUCAUCCCACAUCAUGGAGCCCAUAUCUCGAUCGGUGUUGCGCGCGGUGCGCUCCCGCCCUUUGCGAUCCGGUAUAAGAACAGCAACCCAGAGCAUAUCAUCACAUCCACCAUUCCCGUCAAGAAACGAUGCGAACCCUCCUCGACCACCCAGUGCAGCAAUGCCAAUGCCCUUCGUCACAGAAACGGUGGGAGGCGGUUACCACACCUACGACAUCUUCUCACGACUGCUCCGCGAACGGGUAAUCUGUCUGAAUGGCGAGAUAGACGAGGCCACUUCCGCCAGCAUAGUCGCUCAAUUACUCGUAUGCGAAGGCGACGAUCCUUCAAAGAACAUCAAUCUAUAUAUCAACAGCCCAGGCGGUAGCGUUACGGCAGGGUUGGCGAUCUACGAUACCAUGCAGUACAUUCGAGCACCCGUCACGACGAUAUGUCUCGGUCAAGCGGCAUCGAUGGGCAGUCUGCUGUUGUGUGGAGGAAGUAAGGGGAGCAGGUUCUGUCUUCCACAUGCAAGGAUAAUGGUGCAUCAAGUGAGUGGAGGAUAUCAAGGUCAGGCGAGCGAUAUCACGAUACACGCAAAGGAGAUUUUGAGGGUGCGGGACCAGUUGAAUAAGAUCUACAAGAAGCACCUAACGAAGGACCAUUCGAUUGAGGAUAUCGAGAAGAUCAUGGAGAGGGACUUCUUCAUGGGGGCGGAGGAGGCGUUGGAGUGGGGGAUCAUCGAUAAGGUGUUGCAGCCUAGGAGUAGUUGA